AUGUAACACACUUCUGGUGAUAAAUUAACCAAUACCUGCAAGAUACAUUUCUAAAUGGUAAAUAUUUGAAUCAGUAAUGACUGAAGAGAUAAACAACAUUUUAUAUUCUACUACAACUGGUAGGGAUUAUGUUCCAAAAGCGUACUGCAAACGUGAUCCUAUACGUCCUGUUAUAAAUAAAUUUGAAGAACCAAUUACAUCUGCGUUCACAAAGUUUUUAACAAUUGACACAGAUGUUAGAUCACCAUUAGAAGAUGGAGAUGAAUACUAUGAGAAAGUAAAGCAAAUAAAAUCUAAAAAAAUUCAAGAGUUGCAUCUAAAAGAUCCGAUCGACCAUGAUAUUGUUAAAGAAAAUAAAAUGAUGGAAAUGGCAACUGAAUAUCAAGUUGAAUUUCGAAGCUCAGAUAUCAUAGACAAAGAGAGAAUACUUAAAAUAAAAACUGAACAUUUCAAAUUACCAGAAAAUUGGAUCAUUCCAGAAACUACCCACAAACGGGAACACCGCAAUCCAGUUCUGCUAAACAAGUCAGCGCUGGAUCCACCAUUAAUUAUUAUCCCUCCAACUAGCUUGGGGCAGAAUGAAAAAAUUAACGAAAUAUUGCAAGUUAGAACUGGUACUUCCACGUAUGAAGAUACAUAUAGUAAGUUUGGCGAAUUUGCUAUACGAAAUCAAAUACAUGGCAAAAUAAAAUAUCCAAAGUAAGGAAAGAAAGGGUACUAGGACAAUAAUAUUAAAUCGGGAAUAAAGCAUAUUAAAAAUAU
Diabrotica balteata is the source of this 762-nucleotide messenger RNA. Lineage: Eukaryota; Metazoa; Arthropoda; Insecta; Coleoptera; Chrysomelidae. The record is from the annotation of a GenBank genome assembly.